Molecule: messenger RNA, 7365 nt
Organism: Choloepus didactylus (southern two-toed sloth)
Lineage: Eukaryota; Metazoa; Chordata; Mammalia; Pilosa; Megalonychidae
Gene: RLIM
Product: ring finger protein, LIM domain interacting
Exons: 3
Coding region: 149-1993 (614 amino acids)
Biological process (GO): random inactivation of X chromosome; protein ubiquitination; ubiquitin-dependent protein catabolic process
Cellular component (GO): nucleoplasm; cytoplasm
Molecular function (GO): ubiquitin protein ligase activity
Source: RefSeq, a predicted model, not a curated record
AUUCAUUUGAGGUUGUAAAAUCCACAUCUUGAGCCACAUUCUGGACUUUCACAUAGUUGAAAUUGCUAUGUAGAAUACAUGCUACGUAUUCUGUUUUCAAGAUUGGUUUCCUUUUUCCUUUUAGAUAAUCUUCCACUUGUUCAUCAAGAUGGAAAGCUCCGAUUCCAACGAUAAAGGAAGUGGUGAUCAGUCUGCCGCACAGCGCAGAAGUCAGAUGGACCGAUUGGAUCGGGAAGAAGCUUUCUAUCAAUUUGUAAACAACCUGAGUGAAGAAGAUUAUAGGCUUAUGAGGGAUAACAAUUUGCUAGGCACUCCAGGUGAAAGUACUGAGGAAGAGUUGCUGAGAAGACUACAACAAAUUAAAGAGGGCCCACCACCACAAAACUCAGAUGAAAAUAGAGGUGGAGACUCUUCAGAUGAUGUCUCUAAUGGUGACUCUAUAAUAGACUGGCUUAACUCUGUCAGACAAACAGGAAAUACGACAAGAAGUGGGCAAAGGGGAAACCAAUCUUGGAGAGCAGUGAGCCGGACUAAUCCAAACAGUGGUGAUUUCAGAUUCAGUUUAGAAAUAAAUGUUAACCGUAACAAUGGGAGCCAAAAUCCAGAGAAUGAAACUGAGCCAUCUAUAAGACGCUCUGGUGGAGAAAAUAUGGAAAACAGCAGCCAAAGGCAAGUGGAAAAUCCACGAUCUGAAUCAACAUCUACAAGGCCAUCUAGAUCAGAACGAAAUUCAACUGAAGCAUUAACAGGAGAGGUCCCACCUACCAGAGGUCAGAGAAGGGCAAGAAGCAGGAGCCCAGACCAUCGGAGAACGAGAGCAAGAGCUGAAAGAAGUAGGUCACCUCUGCAUCCAAUGAGUGAAAUUCCACGACGAUCUCAUCAUAGUAUCUCAUCUCAGACUUUUGAGCAUCCUUUGGUAAAUGAAACUGAGGGAAGUUCUAGAACCCGGCACCAUGUGACAUUGAGACAACAAAUAACUGGACCUGAGCUGCUAAGUAGGGGUCUUUUUGCAGCAUCUGGAACAAGAAAUGCCUCUCAAGGAGCAGGUUCUUCAGACACAACUGGCAGUGGUGAAUCCACAGGGUCAGGACAGAGACCUCCAACCAUAGUCCUUGAUCUUCAAGUAAGAAGAGUUCGUCCUGGAGAAUAUCGGCAGAGAGAUAGCAUAGCUAGCAGAACUCGGUCAAGGUCUCAGACACCAAACAACACUGUCACUUAUGAAAGUGAACGAGGAGGUUUUAGGCGUACAUUUUCACGUUCUGAGCGGGCAGGUGUGAGAACCUAUGUCAGUACCAUCAGAAUUCCCAUUCGUAGAAUCUUAAAUACUGGUUUAAGUGAGACUACAUCUGUUGCAAUUCAGACUAUGUUAAGGCAGAUAAUGACGGGUUUUGGUGAGUUAAGCUAUUUUAUGUAUAGUGAUAGUGAUUCAGAGCCUAGUGGCUCAGUCCCAAGUCGAAAUAUGGAAAGAGCAGAGUCACGGAAUGGAAGAGGGGCUUCUGGUGGUAGUAGCAGCUCUGGUUCCAGUUCCAGUUCCAGUUCUAGUUCCAGUUCCAGUCCUAGUUCCAGUUCCAGUGGUGAAAGUUCAGAAACUAGCUCAGAGGUGUUUGAAGGCAGUAAUGAAGGAAGCUCAUCAUCAGGUGCCAGGCGAGAGGGUCGACAUAGGGCCCCAGUAACAUUUGAUGAAAGUGGCUCUUUGCCCUUCCUUAGUCUGGCUCAGUUUUUCCUCUUAAAUGAGGAUGAUGAUGACCAACCUAGAGGACUCACCAAAGAACAGAUUGACAACUUGGCAAUGAGAAGUUUUGGUGAAAAUGAUGCAUUAAAAACCUGUAGUGUUUGCAUUACAGAAUAUACAGAAGGCAACAAACUUCGUAAACUACCUUGUUCCCAUGAGUACCAUGUCCACUGCAUUGAUCGCUGGUUAUCUGAAAAUUCUACCUGUCCUAUUUGUCGCAGAGCAGUCUUAACUUCUGGUAACAGAGAAAGUGUUGUGUAAUUAAGAUCUGAACUCUCAUCUAUAUAUCUGGUGUAGUGAUGGGCAAACAGGAAUCACUUGCUUUAUGUCCACUUUUUGAGUGGUGCUUAAAUGUAAAGUAACAGCCUGAAUUGAGUCAUUGCUUUUUGAACGAACUGUCCUUUCUCCAAUUUCUGUUCCAGAAUAAAAGGAAAUAUUGGAAAAGCAACGUUUUAGGGCCUAAAAAUCUGACUUCAGUACCAAUUGAGUCAAUAGCACCUCUUUAUACUGGUAAUUUAUCAUCCACACUUGUCAGUUUCUCCCUUGUUAUCUUAAAAGAUCUGCCUUAGCAAUGGCUCCUAUCUGUUUCAUGUUGAUCUUUAAAGUUUCCCAUGCCAUAGAGAGGGGCAAAGGAAAUUCCCAGUUUAGACUAAGUUACAGUACAUGUUUCAUAAGUGAUUGCUUAAAGCUAUACCAUUCCCAGUUAUUAGUUGAUACAAAUUCAGCUACAUUCUAAAUACCAUUUAUUCACCUUUCAGACUAGGUGAUAUUGGACAUGUCAGUGUAAAUAACACUAAGGUUAGAAUCUUCUAAGUGUAUAACUGUUUCCUAAGCCCAUCACUGUGGCACACUGUAGAGUGAGCUUAUAGUUUAACUGAAAUAUUUAUCUUGUGGAAAUAUUAAAAAGCCUAUGCUUGUGUAAGUGAGAAAAUCACAUUCAUUUGUUUAAAAAUGUAAAGCUAUUUUGUAGAGGCUCAGUACUUUUUUCAAUGCACUGUUGUAUUAAUGCAUUAAAAAUUGUAAAGUACCAUGCUUAGAAAUGAGAAAACUGCUUUUUGUGAGCCAACCUGGUAGAAAACACACCAAACAAAGUACAAAGCUGCUUUUGUAAGUGUGUAGUUGUCAAGAGCAGAACAUAUCUAAUAUUUAAUGUUUGUGAACAACUACUGAGACAUGCAAAGGAAAGGACAACGUGCAGAAUUGAGCUGCAUUAAAGACCAGUGGAAAUUAUGUAUUUUAACUUUGAUUUAGGCAGGAAAUGAAAGAUAGGAGGAGUAAAGAAAUCUGUUCUGAAGAAUUUAAACUUUUCAUGAACACAAUAAUAAUACAGGCAUGAACUGGUUACAUAUGGUGAGAUUCGCAGGAGCUUGAGAUAUUCUUGAGUAGAUGAAGUAGAUCAGCAAAUAUGUUAGAGCUUUGGUUUAAGAGAAACAAACCACUACAGCCUAGCACAAAUUAAAGUGAUGUUUUCAUAAGUCUGCUCCUCAAAAAAACCCAAAAUAACAGGUGGAGGAAAGAGACUAUAAACCACUUUUAGCAUAAGAAUUGAAGUUGGUACAGAUGUGUGUGCUAAUACGCAAGUCUCAAAUUUGCAUUGUUUUUGAGGUUUGUCAUUUAAGGUACCAGUGCACACUUGUUAAUGUUUGAUUACAACCUCUAUAACAUAGACCUAACAUUUCACAUUUAAAGGCCAGUUAAAGAAUUAAGGGAUUUUUAUCUCUCUUUGUUGAAAAUGAGUCAUGUUGGAUUAUUUGAAAUUUAAAUUUUAAUUGUGCUACCUGUAUUUGAAGAUGAGACCCAUUGACUUACCGACUCUGGGACAGGCACUUUGUUAUUUUCUUAGUAGUGAGAAGAGAAUUGUGAACAACCCCAGUACUCUUGCUGAUUCCCCUUUUGAGGCUGGUUGGGGUUAGGAUUAGUCUGACUGGAGCAGAUGUUUGCUUUUCUGGGAAAAGCUAACAGGCCCAAAGAGGGAUUGAACAUGUCCUUGGCCUUUAAUAAAGUGAGCUAACUACCAGACAUAGUUAAACACUCUACAAAAUAAAUAAGUCUGCUUUAGAAAUUAUCUGGCUACCUUAACUGUUAACAGUUUAGCUGUAAAGAUUUUUUCAAAGCUCAUUCCUUCAUGUUUUCCUCUAGCUUUCAAUCCUACCUAAGAAUCAAGGCAAUUCACUUGUAAAACAUAGUAGUUGUUUACUAAGGAUAUGUACUGCUCUUGCAAGGAAAUAAUGUUAAACAAAGCUUCACUUAUUUUUUUUAAUAUAAGCAGAUUUCAUUGUUUAUGGCGCUUAUGUAAUACAUUUUAUCUUUUAAAAAACUAGUCCAUGUAAAAGUCAGGAUUCUUUUAUAUCUGUGAGCCUCCUUGUCUCCUUUCCUAAGGGUGUAAUCUUUGGUUUUCAGAUCUGCAGGGUAGUCCUUGAUUGGCUAAAAACAAAUCCAUUUUCCUCUUGGUAUAAAAUGUUUUCCAUUAUUACAUGGGUGAUCAUUUGAAAAUAGUUUUAAAAACAACCGCAGCACAUUCUAAGCAUAAAAGAAGGUUAUUGACAACAGGUACCUCCCUACCCUCCCAAGAUGUAUUACUCAUUUGUGAAGUAUUAAAGAGGUGAAUCAUGUAGAAUCUUGGUUAUGAAUGUAGAUAUUGAAGCUAUUCAUAAAACACUGGAAAUAGAAUUAUAAGUUUUUAGCCUUAAGUAGAAUGCACAUAUCUAACAUGUGCGUGUGGACACCUUUUUGAAUAGCACUCAUUAAAUUCCAUUGUUUUGUGUAGAAUGAAUACAAGUAUUUUAGUGGAAUUUGCUACUUAAUUUUUUUAUUUUGCAAAGUCCAUGACUAAUAUAUAUUUAAUAGGGUUAUGGACAUUGAAGACAAGGUCAUUUGUAGGUGUCAGAUGUAGGAGAACAAAAAUCUUUUCCCACCAGCAUCUACACCUAUUUUCUUGAGGGAGCAUUUUUUUUGCAAAAGACAUUACAUUUCAUUUUGUAUCUGUGCACUUUUUCUUCAUUACAAAAAGAUUCUGUCUUCAAGACCUAGUUUGAACUUCAUGCAGUAAUAGGAAUAAGAAAAAAAAAAACAAUGUUGGGAGGUUACAUUGUUCAAAGCAUAGGGAAAAGUACUAAAAACUAUUUCCUUGAAUAUUUCAGAUAUAUUUUUAAAUCCGCUUACUAGUCUGAAAUGUUUGAAGUGUUUUGUUGUUUAAGUCCAAGAAGCUGACAAGGUUGAGAUUUAUUAGUACUAGAAACAAAAUUGAACGAGCUAUGUUAAAAGUUUGCAGACUUAAUCUACAGCAACACUAGAAGGGCAAUGCUGUUAAUUUGGAAUACUUCCUCUUAAAAAAGAACACAUUAGUUAUACCUCGGUGGUGUUAUGGAGUUGGGUAUUGAAAAGUGUUCACAUUAGUGUCGGAGUGUAAUAAUUGUUGAGUUAAGAAAAAAGUUAAUUGUCAGGAGAUUAUAUAUAGUCUCUUUUGAAACAGGAUUAUUGAAAUUCAUCCAAAUUUUAAGAUUAGGAAACUGGUUAGCUAUUAGUGUUACCUCAAGUAAUGAUUGAUUUUUUUUUCCUGGGAAAACAUGUCCUCUUUGUGCCAAGAAAUUCUCUCCUAGUGUCAGUGUGUCAAAUUUCUGAAGGGUUAUCAGUUAAUGUACUUUGUAUUUAACCACCUGCUUCCCAUAUAUCCACAACAUGAAAAUGAGUCAAACAUCAGCUAUGGCUUGUCAGUCAUUUCCCAAAAUACCCAUGUGAUAGGGAGGUGAAUGUUGCAAAAUGCCAUUUUCACAGCUUGCUAGAAUACAGUGGCACCUUGUGGUUGUUGUUGAUACUUUUCUUUUAAAGAUGGAGAAAAUUUUUAUUCCCUGUUUUUCUUCUUGGUUCUUCAGUGAACAAAAAAAGAUUCGUAAUCUGCCUUAUUUUUUAAGUUUACCUUACUGGCCUCCCUGUCAAAUGUAUUACGAAUAUUAAGUACAUAGAAGCCACGUUUGCAGGGCACUUUUAUUCUUUCCUUGUUCUACAAGAUUAUGCUGAUUGCUACUUUCUGAAGUAUUCUGUACCUUAAGUAAUUCAAGAGAUUGAUAAGGCACAUGUUAAAGUGUCAGGUUUUUUUUCCCUUAAAUAUAAUGUAAUUCUUCAGUAUGUUUAACAUUCAGUAUGUUUAACAUUCAAUAACAGUAUUCAUUGUGUUGACUAGUAAAUUGUGUGCUUUUGAGAAAAGCAUUUGGAAAUGUAAAUCAACAUAAUGUGCUUCAUUUGGAAAAUUAAAGCACAAGGUCCAGGAACUAGUAUUUCACUUAUUUUUAAGUCACAUUUUUUUAUAAGCAACUAAAACAGCUGGGGGUUCAGUGCCUGCCCCUUAAAAAUUUUAGCAUUCUGAAAUUAAUGAUUCUUUUUUUAAUCUAGAAUAUUUCUAAAAUAUUAUCAAAUAUUCCCAAUAAGUAAUUGAUCUCACUUGCUUUAACCAUGGUUGGGAUCUAAAUGUCUACAGCAUAGAAAAAACUCUUACUGGGGUUUUAGAACCCUGAAGGGAUAAUAACAGAAGUUUGUAUCAGUUUUAUGAUUCUUUUCACGACUAUAUAGGUGUUUUGAUUCAAUUCUGAAGGAAAUAGGCAUGCUCUCCUAUACCCUCAAAUAAAGUUACAGUGAGAUACUGGGUUUUGAUUAGGAUUUGUUUAUUAAAGACCCACAAGCUAUUUUAUAGUCACUUGGGUUGAGUGACAAAUAGAUAUCUUGAAGACAAGCAGUAAAAAAUUAACUCCCAUCAUACCACUGUGCCUAGUUAUUUCAAGGUUCUCUAUCAGUUCCUCAUCUUGCAGAUUAUUCCAAUCCCAAGGUAUGGUUGAAUCAGCUGCCCAGCCUUAACUCUGUAUUUAGUGCUCCUUUACUAACAUUAUUCUAACUGAUUGAUUGUUAUGUGUUUUUAACCGUCCAAUGUUUGGAUUUUACCUCUUGAUAGCUCCAUUUGUCCCUGGUGCUGCUUUUAACGAUGUAGGGCCAUGUGAUCAGGUAUCAAGUUGAGUAGGUACGCAAUUGGCCUAGUUAUGUAUCUGUGCCUCUUACCUUCUCCCAGGAAGAGCUGCUUUGGUAUAGAUGUUUACUUGGAGUCAUAUAAAUAACUGGGCAGCAAUCUUGGAAAGCUUUCUGAAGCCUAUAAGAACGGGAUUUGGAGGGGGAACAGCAACAAAGGUUGCCUUUAUGUCUUUGGGCAUGAAGCACAUAAAUGUACGUUCUGUAAAGACUAAAGUGAUUGUUAUACCAGGGCUUCCUGACCUCUGGGAGAGACUUUCAAAAAAGCAGAGAGGAGCACAAAGUGAAGUUCAUUUGGUUGGCUGGCUUUAUCUGGUUUCUCAUUUUCUUUCAAUUUAAACCUGAACAUAACAACCUUCUCCAGUAUCUAUCCGGCAGACUCCUGGUUGGGAAGCCCUGUAUUAAAUUUCGAGAAUGUACCCAGUUUUCAUUUUUUGUACAGUGCUUUACACUUGCUAAAAUUAACUUGUUUAAUGCAAAAUAAGACCUUGAAAGGUCAGUCAUAUUAAAGUUGGUUUGAUUAUUAAUAGUUAUCUUUUAGGAAGAAGCUUUUUCCCUAUGUAAGAUGUCAUACUGCAGAUUUAAAAUAUAGACUAUCAAUAAAAUGCAUGAAGUGAUCA